GAUCUGGUAGUUCAACGUUGCACGUCCAAGCAGAGUGUAGGGUGGGCAAUAUGGCCAGUCUGGUCGCAAUAUUAGACGUCAAGGGGAAAUCCCUGAUACAACGUUCGUACAAAGACGACGUCCCGCCAUCAUGUAUCGAACGAUUCUUACCCCUCGUACUGGAUAUGGAGGAAGAAAAUGUCCAAGUGACUCCAUGCUUUUCAGAUGAUGGAAUCAAUUACAUGCACAUACGACAUAACAACCUAUACCUAUUGGCGUUGUCAAAGAGGAAUAGCAAUGCCGCAGAGAUCAUAUUCUUCUUACAUCGUCUGUGCUCGGUGCUCACAGAGUAUUUCAAAGAGUUGGAGGAGGAGUCUAUCAGGGACAACUUUGUCAUCAUCUACGAGCUCUUGGAUGAGAUGAUGGAUUUCGGAUACCCUCAAACGACAGAGAGCAAGAUAUUGCAAGAAUAUAUCACGCAAGAAAGUCACAAGCUCGAACUUCAAGCUCGACCACCGAUGGCAGUCACAAACGCUGUUUCAUGGAGAUCAGAAGGAAUCAGAUAUAGGAAGAAUGAAGUUUUCUUGGACGUCGUGGAGAGCGUCAACCUCUUGGUCAACGCAUCUGGCAAUGUCAUUCGGUCCGAGAUUUUAGGCGCGGUCAAGAUGAAGUGUUAUCUUUCUGGCAUGCCAGAAUUGAGAUUAGGCCUAAACGACAAGGUCAUGUUCGAAUCUACAGGGAGGGCGGCUCGAGGGAAAUCCAUCGAGAUGGAAGAUGUCAAAUUCCAUCAAUGUGUUCGAUUGGCUCGAUUCGAAAACGACCGUACGAUCUCGUUCAUCCCUCCAGAUGGCGAAUUCGAACUCAUGUCGUAUCGCUUAUCGACGCCUGUAAAGCCUUUGGUAUGGGUCGAAGCGAGUGUGGAAAGUCAUAGAGGAUCAAGAGUUGAAUACAUGGUCAAGGUCAGGGGACAAUUCAAAAGGAGAAGUACGGCGAACAAUGUGGAGAUUUACGUUCCGGUACCGGAUGAUGCGGAUAGUCCAAAGUUCAGGGCCGCCGCGGGAUCAGUCGUGUACGCGCCUGAGAAAUCAGCAUUCGUAUGGAAGAUCAAGCAAUUGGGCGGAGGAAGGGAUUACCUUAUGAGAGCUCAUUUCGGUCUCCCAAGCGUGCGCAAUGAGGAAUUGGACAAACGAGCCCCGAUAUCUGUCAAAUUUGAGAUUCCAUACUUUACAGUAUCGGGUAUUCAAGUGAGGUACUUGAAGAUUGUCGAGAAAUCAGGGUAUCAGGCUCUUCCCUGGGUCAGGUAUAUCACUCAGAACGGAGACGACUACGUCUUGCGGACAAUAUCCGACGCGAAAUCUUCUUCCAUCAUUGCGCCUAUAUGAUUGAUGUGCCUCGCUUAGCAGAAGGGGAAGAAGGCGAAGAGAUGCAGGUCAAGAGGUUCGCGAGCAGGACAAGGCGACGUAUGUAUGGCGCGGGGUCGCCCCUGACAGCAUUUGUGCCUUGGCUUCUUCGGU
Messenger RNA from Kockovaella imperatae, 1493 nucleotides. RefSeq names its product Mu homology domain-containing protein. Gene Ontology annotation, cellular component: clathrin adaptor complex; clathrin-coated vesicle. The record is from RefSeq and is a predicted model, not a curated record. Lineage: Eukaryota; Fungi; Basidiomycota; Tremellomycetes; Tremellales; Cuniculitremaceae. The coding region runs from base 51 to 1361 and encodes 436 amino acids. Gene Ontology annotation, molecular function: clathrin-cargo adaptor activity. The transcript has 11 exons. Gene Ontology annotation, biological process: intracellular protein transport; vesicle-mediated transport.